AUGUCUGCGAACCAGGCAUGUGGUAGCAGCAGCAAUGCUACCCUAUUCCUUCGCGCCUACAGCGUAAACGGGACGGAUCAUUUCUAUACCACUGAUCAUGUUGAAAUGGAGGCUGCAGUCAGCUCAGAAGGCUAUACAUCCCAGGGCAACGCCGGCUGGGUCUUCACGACCCAGGUGGGAGCGACGAUUCCACUAUACCGCCUGUUCAACUCGGCGAUCACCGACCACUUCUACACAACGAACGAGACGGAGAGGGACAGUGCCAUUUCCCAAGACGGAUAUGUCUUCGAGGAGAUCGCUGCAUAUGUCUAUGCCACGCAGGUCUGCAACGGCAUCCCCCUGUACCGCCUCUACAGUUCGUCGCUCUCGGACCACUUCUAUACCAUUAAUGCGACCGAGAUGAACGUUGCGGCGACCACGGAGGAUUAUGUGGAGGAGGGAAUCCAGUGCUUUGUGUUGCCCAACGCAUUGGCCGAGUCCACGCAAUCAUCCACACAAUCACCCACGCAGUCAUCCGCGCAAUCAUCCCUGCAAACAUCUACACAAACACCCACGCAGACCCCCACACAGACGUCCACGCAGACUCCGACUCCGACUCCUGUUUCUGCGCCAAAAUCAACGGGGCAUGUGGCGGCCAUCGUCGCUCCGAUUGUUGCAGUAGUCUUUGUAUCGCUGGUCAUUGUCAUUUACCUCUGGUUCCAACGGCGCAAACGGGCAUUGCGCGCGAAGUCGGAGGCUCGCGGAGAUGGCGAAGUGCCGUCGGCGUCGCUACUGCCUACGAGCAAUUCAGUCGAUGCGGUACCUCAAGUGGGGAUACCGGUAGUAGACGCAGAAGUGUCCGGGGAGGACGCUCUGGAUCUGGACGUCGAACCGAAGCCAGAAGGCGAGAGAUACCUAUCAUUUGCAAAUAUUUCGUAUGCUCAUUCGCCCCCGCAGCGCUUUCAGCAGAGACUGAAUCGUUCCAGCUAA
Messenger RNA from Postia placenta MAD-698-R-SB12, 969 nucleotides. RefSeq lists its product as hypothetical. The record is from RefSeq and is a predicted model, not a curated record. NCBI's taxonomy places the organism in Eukaryota, Fungi, Basidiomycota, Agaricomycetes, Polyporales, Adustoporiaceae. The transcript has 3 exons. The coding region runs from base 1 to 969 and encodes 322 amino acids.